AUGUCAAAGCUUUCGCUUCUGCACCAUGUUACACUUCCCCGACGCCAGUUGUUGCUUGUGGUGAUGGACGGCGUGGGUAUUGGCCCCAGCGACGAGUACGACGCGGUCCACUUGGCGAAGACACCUUUUAUUGACUCGCACCGCGCCGACGCAAAACACUUUCGUUCCGUCUGCGCCCAUGGCACUUCCGUGGGACUCCCUACUGACGCAGAUAUGGGCAACAGUGAGGUGGGGCACAAUGCCCUUGGCGCAGGCCGCGUUGCGUUGCAGGGUGCCUCGCUUGUUGAUGAAGCCCUCAAAAGCGGUGAGAUAUUCACUAGCGAUGGCUAUCGUUACCUCAACGGUGCCUUCUCGCAGCCAGGACGCACUCUUCAUCUCAUCGGAUUGUUAAGCGACGGUGGUGUCCACUCCCGCGACAACCAACUUUACGAAAUCAUCAAACAUGCCAGUGUGAGUGGAGCAACACGUAUCCGCGUGCACGUCCUCUAUGACGGCCGUGACGUCCCUGAUAAAAGCUCAUUUAAGUUUACGGAUGACCUGGAGGCUGUCCUUGCAGAGGCCCGUAAAAAGGGUUGUGAUGCCCGCAUUGCAAGUGGUGGUGGCCGCAUGUUCGUCACAAUGGAUCGUUACGAGGCGGACUGGUCUGUGGUCGAACGUGGCUGGAAGGCGCAGGUGUUGGGUGAGGCGCGGGCCUUUGCCUCUGCUAAAGAGGCCAUCACAACUUUCCGCUCUGAGGACCCAAAUGUUACGGAUCAGUACUACCCGCCGUUUGUCGUCAGUGAUGCAAACGGCAAGGCGCUGGGUCCCAUUGAAGAUGGGGAUGCCGUGCUCUGCUUCAACUUUCGCGGCGACCGUGUCAUUGAAAUGUCGCGGGCCUUCGAAGAGGAGGAGUUUGACAAGUUUGAUCGUGUGCGCGUUCCCAAGGUGCGCUACGCUGGCAUGAUGCGCUACGACGGAGAUUUGGGUAUUCCCAAUAAUUUUUUGGUGCCGCCGCCCCGCCUUUUGCGGACGAGCGAGGAGUAUCUUGUUGGCUCUGGAUGCCACAUUUUCGCCUGUUCCGAGACACAAAAGUUUGGCCACGUGACGUACUUCUGGAACGGCAACCGCAGCGGCAAGUUGGAUGAGGAGCACGAGACGUUUUUUGAGAUUCCCAGCGAUCGUGUGCAGUUCAAUGAGAAACCUCUCAUGAAGAGCAAAGAAAUCACUGAUGCGGCAAUUGAGGCAUUGAAGAGCGGUAAAUACGAUGUAGUUCGCAUUAACUUUCCUAAUGGAGAUAUGGUGGGACACACUGGUGACCUCGCGGCGACGAUUAUUGGCGUAGAGGCAGUGGAUGCGUCCCUACAGCGGCUGAAGGAGGCUGUUGACGCUGUUAACGGUGUGUACCUUAUUACCGCGGACCACGGCAACUCCGACGACAUGGCGCAGCGCGACAAGAAGGGUAAGCCGAUUGUGGGCGCGGACGGGAAGGUCCUCCCCCUUACCUCGCAUACGCUGGCGCCCGUUCCUGUGUUUAUUGGUGGCGCCGGGCUGGAUCCACGUGUGGGGAUGCGCACGGACCUUCCAAGGGCUGGGCUGGCAAAUUUGACAGCAACCUUCCUCAACCUGAUGGGCUUCAUGGCGCCGGAGGACUACGAGCCAUCGCUCAUCGAGAUAUCCCCGAGCUAA
Trypanosoma rangeli is the source of this 1665-nucleotide messenger RNA. Its product is annotated as phosphoglyceromutase. Gene Ontology annotation, molecular function: manganese ion binding. The transcript has a single exon. The record is from RefSeq and is a predicted model, not a curated record. NCBI's taxonomy places the organism in Eukaryota, Euglenozoa, Kinetoplastea, Trypanosomatida, Trypanosomatidae. Gene Ontology annotation, cellular component: cytoplasm. The coding region runs from base 1 to 1665 and encodes 554 amino acids. Gene Ontology annotation, biological process: glucose catabolic process.